Molecule: messenger RNA, 2760 nt
Organism: Triticum dicoccoides
Lineage: Eukaryota; Viridiplantae; Streptophyta; Magnoliopsida; Poales; Poaceae
Exons: 5
Coding region: 26-742 (238 amino acids)
Source: RefSeq, a predicted model, not a curated record
GGACUAGAUAUGGAAUGUUUCCAACAUGAACUGGUGCAAUUUCAUAGUUGGUUUCCUUCACACUUCACUAUCCAAUAAGAUGUACAACAAAGGAUGCCGACUGCAUCUGAUGCUCAUGUAUGUCGAUAAACUUGACAUCAGCACUGUCAACCUUAACCCGUUUGGCGGUCUGCCUCCAUCACACAAGUUUGCUGCAUGGGCUUGGACUGAUGCUGCAAUCAAGGUUGUUCUCUCUGCGGACAGGAAGCCCGAUGGGACGUUUGGCAAGCUACAGCUUAUGGGAGAACAGAACGUUGAUUACAGCUUAUUUGGGGGACCCGCCAACUUCAACAAAUGGAUGGAUGGUCACACAAACGAUUCAUGCCCUUCAACUGCGCGAAGUAACAUUGAGAAUCUUGUUGGACAGUUUGCGUCCGGUAUGACCAACAUUCUUGGGAACGUUGUACGGGGUUGGACUGCUAUGUCGGCUGGCGACGGAGAUGAAGUUGCAAACCAGUUCCGUUCUUUUGUUUGCGGUGGCACUUCUCAUCCAACUGGAUCUAGGGGCAGAUACGACCACAACGAUUCGCAAGAGAUACCCCCCAGCGAUGAAGAUUUAUCAAUUGAUGACAGUGACUAUGACGAUGAUGACCAGCAAGAUGACACAUGUAACGAUGGCAAUAACAGAAUGGACGACACUGAGCAUGACACGUCGCAUGAGGAUAGUCAUGGAGGUGCCGAAACAUCCACUGGACAGGGAUAGGGCGGGCAUUCUGGUCCCGAAGCCCCCAAAAGGGAUAGGGAUGCAUGAGACACGGACCUUCAAGCUGCUUCCAAAAGGAGAAAGUUGACCCCAUUGCUGAUAGAAAGAGGCUCAUUUCUGUUCAUUAUUGUUUCUUGCAACUUUAAUUCAUUAAUUAUUUAUUCUAUCUUUUUUGGUUCACUGUUCUCCCGUGGUGACUGAUGUUUUGUGUUUUUCUUGCAGGCAGGCAACCGUUGGUGGAAGAGUGACCAUAGAGAAAAUUGUCCAACAACCUUCGAGAUCUUCUGCUCGUGUAGGCAAGGCUCAUACGGCUACACUUUCAUCUCCUCGCUUUGCAUCCUCCAACAAGGGAGAUCCGGUAGUUCUUGAGGACAUGAGGGACGCAGGGAAAAGGCUAAAGAAGAAGAAGCAAUCAGUCUGGCCAUAUGGCUAAAGCUAGCAAAAAAGACCCGUUGUAGCGCAUGCACUCUAAGCUUUAUUCAUCCGACAAUGUGGACUUUUGUCAAAGCACCUGUUGUCACUAGUUCUGAUGCUCCAGCUAAGUUGUUGUCAAUUGUUGCUGCUGUGCUGACCGGCAAUGAAGGUGCAGGAUUAGGGGGUUCCGAUGAUUUGGUCUCCACAAGAAUAGCGGAGAUUGCGCCGACAUUGGUAUCCAUGAGGUACGGGCUCGAAGGUAGCCCAGCAGUGUCUGAUGCUGCGGACCAAACGCAGCAUCCUAACAUGCAUGUGCGAGACACUAUCGCUGAUAAGUCUGAGCAACCUCGCUCAGUAGGUGAAGAUUGUACAACUACGGCUGCCGCUACUGCUGUGGAAAACAAGGGCCCGGUAGUCACGCAACAAGCACAUCAGGCUGGACCGCAUGAUCGCACCGCUCAUCCGCUUAUUGUUUCCAAAGCUGCUCCACUUGUAGAUGACAAGAAAACGGCAAAACAGGUAGUCGGUACCAGGAAGAGCCCUCUGAAAAGAGUUGAUUAGUCAGGUAAUGUGCAUGGUCAGGACACAGGGUACGUGCUUGCUUCAACAUUGUUCCCGACUGCCCCCAAGGCAGGAAUGCCAAUCCAAUUCAGACGAACGUACUUGGAGGUGGAACGGUAGAGGAACCGACAGUCUCUCACAAAGAAAAGAUUCAUCCCAAUCCAACGCUCAAGCACACACGUGCCCCACUAGAUAUGGGUGUCCCUUACACUCCAAGAGUUGACAAUCAUGCACAAGGGACAGGCAAGAAGGUGCUUAUUGAUAUUCCGGACACGAUUCCGCGACCUACUGUCAAGCCUAAGGAUGCUGAAUCAGUCGAUAAGGACAUCUUUGUUGAUCUCUCUCCAUUGGCAACAUCUGUUGGGGUGAUUGAAAAGCAGAAUGAGCGUGAGGACAGGGACCCUAUGGAUUUCACGCCACCACCGUUCAACCUCGGAAUUGAUUUGAGCCAGUCAAAGGAGCCAGUUGAUGCUAUCCCAGUCUCAUAUGCAUUCCCGUCCCAGCCGGACCUGAUGAUGGCGCAACCAAUUCUUGAUGGCAGAAAUGCUGUCAAAUUUGCCUCGAGGCCCCAGUCUGAAUCAUCGAUGUAGAGCUUGCCUCGGCGACUCUUGGUCAUAUGCGUCCAAUCGCAUAUCCCUCGAUCGCUGGGAGAGCUCCCUCCAAGGCCUCAACACCAUCGAGCGAUAGCCCCCCAAUGGGCACCAACUGUCGUGGUUUUGUCAUGAUAGAUGUUCUCGUGAAAGGACUUAGUCGUGAGGCCAUGGCCUCAAGGUAGUAGCUUGAAUGGGGUUAAUCGAAGUCAAGAGACUAGGGUUUACCUAGGUUCGGCCCCUAGCGAUGGAGGAAAUAGCCUACUUCCUGCUUGAUUAAUUAUUGCUUGGGAUCUUGAUUACAAGGGUGCGACUUGGCUAUCCUAGUACCUGAGAGCUUGUAACUUAGUCUUUCUGCCUCAGGGGCUCCCCUUUAUAUACAGGUCGAGGCCCUCGGCUUAUAACAGAGUCCGGGUCAUAAUAACACCCGUGCCCUAAUCUGUUUCCUACUUA